AUGGAUCUUGAAUUGGAUUUAGAAAGGUUUCUUAUGGAUAUUGAGAUGAAAGAUGAAGAGAAUUUUGUGGGAAUUGAAGACGAGAAAGAAUUGAGUCGAAAGCGGAAGAGAGAUUGUUAUUUGAUGUCGUUGGAUUGGGUGAAAAGAGUUGCGAAGAAUCCGUGUGAUCCUGCAAUCGGGUUUGUGCCGGGAAUGUCGAAAUGGGAGGCGUAUGGAAGCGAGGAAGUGUGGAAGCAAGUUUUAUUGGCGAAAGAGGCGAUGCAGAUGAAGGUUAACGUUGAUUCGAAUGCUAUUUGGGAGAAGAAGCUAAAGAUGCAUCCAGAUAUGUAUGAUGAUCGAGCCACGAAAUCGACAACGAGAUGCAGCCGAAGACUCGUUUCCUCCAAAGAGACUCGUUUAAUCCUUUUUUCCCGGAAAUCUGAGGUUCGAGAUUGUUACGAAUCAUCAUUCACCGGCAGCCGGAGCGAGAUAGAACCUGAAGAUGAUUUCUUGGCUAGCAAUUACAAGAAAAAAUGGAUCCCAUUGGGUCGGUAUUUUCAAGCGGAAAUACCACCUUGGACUGGGGAAACAUACGAAACCGAAACCAGAUGGCUCGGGACCCGUGUUUGGCCUCUUGAAAAAACCGAACACCGAAGCAGUCUGAUUGAAAGGGAACAAAUGGGAAAAGGAAGACAAGGCUCGUGUGGCUGCGAAUUCGUGGGCUCGUUAGAAUGCGUUCGGUUGCAUAUUGCUGAGAAACGAUCCAGGGUGAAGCUCGAGCUCGGUUCGGCUUUUGCGAAAUGGAAAUUCGAUAAAAUGGGCGAAGAAGUUUCGAGCAAAUGGACUCGACAUGAAGAAAAGAAGUUUGCGAAGAUAAUAAAGUCGAACCCCAAGUCUUCGGGUACGAGUUUUUGGGACGAACUUACGACCUAUUUCAAGAACAAAACUAGACCGGUUCUCGUGAGCUAUUAUUUCAACGUCUAUCUUCUGAGACGUCGGGCUCACCAGAACCGAUCUAAUCCGAGUAAAGUCGAUAGUGAUGACGACGAGCUUGAGAAAAUCGGGCAGAAGAUAAAUGAGUCUAUAGGACCCACUUUGUGCUCGCCGAAAAGGUGCAUCUGA
Molecule: messenger RNA, 1101 nt
Organism: Cynara cardunculus var. scolymus (artichoke)
Lineage: Eukaryota; Viridiplantae; Streptophyta; Magnoliopsida; Asterales; Asteraceae
Product: AT-rich interactive domain-containing protein 1-like
Exons: 2
Coding region: 1-1101 (366 amino acids)
Source: RefSeq, a predicted model, not a curated record